UGCAAGUUGAAUUUUGGCCGUCUUGGACAAUUAAAAGAUUUCAGUGCACGGCUACAAUUUCCCAUAUUAAACUGCACAUACGAUUGUCCUGAAGAGCCCAGAAGGGAAAAAACCAUCCACGAAAGCAUAAAUACCUUCGAAGCGAACAAUAAUCUAUAUAAUACUUGUGUACACCUUCAUAACAAUAACGUACAGUUAAAUUUCAGAGAAACGUUUCACAACUAUUGUAUUAGCAACAGAAAAUGUUUGUGUUCAGUGAUAAUGAGAAAUACUUGUAGUAAAAUAAAGACGAGUCGAAUUUCAGUUUGAUUUCAAACCAUAAUUGAAGUUAGUUUCACUUGCUAUGUGUUGGUAAUGGAGAUUUCUACUUAAAUUGCCAUCGGUUGGACGUAUACUCCUAAGAGCAUAAGUUUAUCAAAAUUAACAAAGUAGUAGCUAUGCCAACUCACAGAUGGUACUAAACGAGCGAUAAUAUUUACGAGAGGAGUAUUUGUUUCAUAUUUUGCAGAGUUUGACACAUGGAAACGCCAUGCGUUCAUUUGAAUUUUUAACAUUUUUUGCAUUGCUUGUAAUAGCCAAGUGUAACGAGCAAGAAUGUACAAUCGAUUCUAAGGAAUCUUGCAGUGAAAACGAUACUCAUCAGAAAUACAAGAAAGAGAUAAACGAAAAAUAUAAUAAGUACUUGGCAGCGGUUACAAAUGCCGAACAGGAAUUCGUCGAAUGCAAUCGUACCAACUGUGGAUGUUUUUCAAACGUGAUAGCGCGAGAUUUGAAACCUUUUCAAGAAAAAGGCAUUAGUCACGAAUUGAUAAAUGCAGCGAAAGUAAGUGGUGCAACAUUAUAUCAAAUAAUAAAAGGUCGCUUAUAUCGAGAAACGGAUUGUAUGUUUCCAUCAAGAUGUGCUGGAAUUGAGCAUUUUAUUUUGAAAGUUAUUGAUAAACUGCCUGAUAUGGAAUUAAUCAUAAAUACGAGGGAUUAUCCGCAAUCAAGUAAAUACUAUGGAAAUAUGUUACCUGUAUUUUCUUUCAGCAAGACUCCAGAAUAUUUUGAUAUAUUGUACCCUGCUUGGUCAUUUUGGGAAGGUGGACCUGCAAUAUCACUAUAUCCACGGGGUCUUGGAAGAUGGGAUCAACACAGAGUUACCAUAAAUGAAGCCAGUGAAAAGUAUCCGUGGGAAGAAAAGGAAUCCUUAGCAUUUUUCAGAGGAUCUCGAACCAGUUCGGAACGAGAUAAUUUGAUUUUAUUAAGUCGCAAUGAACCGUCCCUGGUUGAUGCUCAAUACACAAAAAACCAAGCUUGGAAGUCUGACAAAGAUACUCUAGAUGCCCCGCCAGCAAAAGAACUCUCCUUGGAGGAGCAUUGUAAAUACAAAUAUCUAUUCAAUUAUCGUGGUGUGGCAGCAUCAUUUAGACAUAAACAUUUAUUUUUGUGUCGGUCUUUGGUUUUCCACGUGGGAAACGAAUGGACAGAAUUUUACUACAAAGCAAUGAAGCCAUGGAUUCAUUACAUUCCUGUUCCUAAGGACGCUAAUCAACGCGAACUCAAGGACUUGAUUCUAUUUGCUAAGGAAAAUGAUGGCUUGGCAAAGAAAAUUGCAAAUCAUGGAAGAGAUUUUAUCUGGGGCAAACUUCAACUAUCUGAUAUAACAUGUUAUUGGAAAAAACUGCUCUCGAGUUAUGCAAAACUUUUGUCUUACAGACCAACACUUGACAAGAAUCUCGUAGAAAUUAAAAAGAAAUAAUUAAAUGCCCGCCGCCGCUAAAUUCAGAAAGAUAAAUAAAUUGUAAAUGCAUUCCAAAAAAAAAGAUAUCAUUUUCUCAAAUACUUUCAAAGCAACGUUAGUGUGAGGUUAAUCUUUAUAUCCAAUAUCGAUCAGAACACUAAUGCGCUAGAUGCAGCUUUUGGAAAAUUGACUUUCAGGACAAGCGCAUCAUCCAUAUUGCUUAUUUCAGUAUUAUUAACGAUACUUAAUUCCACUUAUAUUAUAUCUUAUGAAAAUAAAUUGAUCUUACGUUAUUUCACUUUAUAAGUAGCUUGCUCUGCCGACACGUUAGUCUGGGAUGCGCUCCAAUACACCAACAAAACUGUAUACAGAAGAACGUACAUCAGUAUAUGCAAAUGAUAAAUAAUCCAAAUAUUUUAGAGAAAAAGAAAAUCUAUAGAAAUCAUUUGUUCCCACUGUAUGACAUACGUACUGACUUAUACGAUGAAUUGUACUUCUUCAGGGACGUUCAUGUGUUUUUUCUCCGAGUAUAUACACCUAAAUAAGUUUUAAAUAUAUAAUAGAACCGAAA
Messenger RNA from Cephus cinctus (wheat stem sawfly), 2294 nucleotides. Its product is annotated as O-glucosyltransferase rumi homolog. The record is from RefSeq and is a predicted model, not a curated record. Bases 530 to 1741 code for a protein of 403 amino acids. NCBI's taxonomy places the organism in Eukaryota, Metazoa, Arthropoda, Insecta, Hymenoptera, Cephidae. Gene Ontology annotation, cellular component: endomembrane system. The transcript has 6 exons. Gene Ontology annotation, biological process: protein O-linked glycosylation; positive regulation of Notch signaling pathway. Gene Ontology annotation, molecular function: UDP-xylosyltransferase activity; UDP-glucosyltransferase activity.